Molecule: messenger RNA, 1704 nt
Organism: Drepanopeziza brunnea f. sp. 'multigermtubi' MB_m1
Lineage: Eukaryota; Fungi; Ascomycota; Leotiomycetes; Helotiales; Drepanopezizaceae
Biological process (GO): transmembrane transport
Cellular component (GO): plasma membrane
Molecular function (GO): transmembrane transporter activity
Source: RefSeq, a predicted model, not a curated record
AUGGAUUCACGACUCGGACUGCCACAGCAGGCUCUCAGCAAGAAUGAAGUCAAGGCUUCGUUCCAAGGACAGAGCGCAAAUGAGGAGUUCGACUUCGAUGCAAAAAUCGAAAGGGAAACAGUCCGGAAACCAUCGGGUUCAGUUACGGUCACGGAGGGAGGACUACAAAUCAGGGCAGCAGCUGAUGUGAUAAUGGAUCCAAAACCAAGCAAUUUGCCCGAGGAUCCUUUGAACUGGCCCAGAUGGAAAAAGGAAGCUGCUUUCGGCACCUUGAUGAUAGGAACCGCCGUUGUUGGUAUCCUGAAGACCAUGUUGGUCACUGUUAACUCUGUUGUCGCAAUCGAAUCAAGCGUCGACUAUGUAGCGGCUGCAGCACUUACGGGGGCCCCUUUAAUGUUCGGCGCGCUCGCUGGAUUGAUGAGUCAGAUGUCGAGCCAGCUCUUUGGCAAGCGAGGAAUAUACAUUGGAAGCGCUGUUCUUAUUCUGGUGGGCGCGCUCUGGAAUAUGCAUGUCUACAACAUUUACGCACAAUUUAUGGUGUCUCGCAUCUUCCAGGGCAUUGGAUGGGGUAUGUUCGAGGCGUUGAUCUCAAGCUCAAUCGCGGACUUGUUCUUCGUUCAUGAACGAGGUACGAGAGUCAACAUUCAUAAUGUCGUUUCCAUUUCGUUCACAUGGGGCACCCCAAUCGUGGGUGGAUACGUUUCUCAAUCAGUAGGCGGUUACCGCAACCAACUCAUGAUCGCCAGCAUCUUACAAGCUAUCUCUAUCCUCUUACUUAUCUUCGCCUCACCUGAGACGACGUUCGACAGAGCAUCGUCCCAGCCGCCUAGCGUUGACAUUGCGCCAUCAAAAUCAAGCUUCAAGCAAUACCUCGACACACUUAAAUUUACCAACCCGCACAGCAUCAGCAAGUUCGACGUAAACGCCGCCCUCCAACCUCUGAAGGCCUUGAUCGCACCAAGCACAAUUCUGACUACGCUUCUUACUGCUCCGCUCCUGGGCUCGGCUUUUGGGAUCGCCAAUUCGCUAUCGCUAAUGUUCUCUACUAUGCCGACCCUCUUGUUCCCAACCAGACUCGGAUGCCUCUUCGUUCUACCACUCAUAUUCUCGCUUCUAGCUUACUCCCUCGGCGCCUUCCUCACCUAUGUGCGCAUCAAGCCUCCGUACCAUCUCGGCGACUCGCCCGCGAAGACUCUCACAGUCGCAGCCCCUGGACUGUUGAUCGGCGUCUCGGGCCUCCUGGCAUUCGGAAUGUGCAUCUCGACAGAGCUGAUGCCAGAGGUCGCCGGUAACAGUACCGCAUUUGAGAUCAAGGUUGCCGGGAUGGAGAUCUCUCUGCAGGCCGUCGCGGCCGCAUUCGGCAUGAUGGUCGGCGGUGCAGUCAUGCUGGAAUACUCGGGCGCGACCUACCUUUCGACUUUCGCCAGCCCGAACAGGCCUGGGGAUAGCGAGCUAGCUGGUGCGCACCAUGUCCUGCAGGAACUCGUGGUUGGCAUCUGGGUUAUUGGGUUCCCGAUGUGGAUCUCGGGUGAUGGGGUGAUGGGUGGACUCGAAAAUACUGCGACUGCGAUUGGCGUUCUGGUGGCUGUCAUCGGUGGCUCUGUGGUAGUCGUGCUGUCCAUCAAAGGAGACGUAUUGAGAAAUAUCGAUAUUGGGGUGCUUAGAAGGGGACCAGAAUCAGGUAAUGGUGAUGGUAGAAUUUAG